Chionomys nivalis (European snow vole) is the source of this 567-nucleotide messenger RNA. It is a transcript of the gene Znf581, whose product is annotated as zinc finger protein 581. Gene Ontology annotation, biological process: regulation of transcription by RNA polymerase II. The record is from RefSeq and is a predicted model, not a curated record. NCBI's taxonomy places the organism in Eukaryota, Metazoa, Chordata, Mammalia, Rodentia, Cricetidae. Gene Ontology annotation, molecular function: DNA-binding transcription factor activity; RNA polymerase II cis-regulatory region sequence-specific DNA binding.
AUGCUGGUGCUGCUACCUUGCUGCCUCCAGACCUCAGCAUUUCCCUCUGUAGAGACCAUGGAAGGCCCCCCCCCCCGAACAGAUGGGUCUCCAGAACCUGGGCCUUCUUUCUCCACAGGAUCUCCCCAGACUUCAUCCCCUCCAAGGCUCAACCAUUAUCUUCUCAUGGACACCUAGUGUGUCCCCUACACAGUGCUGGUGGAUGAGGAGUCACAGAGGGAGGCUGGGGUCAAUGGGACUUGGGUUCAGAAAAAGUGCUUAGUGACUCUGAGUACAUGUUACCUUCAGCGACACAGCAUUACCCACUUGGAGGUGAUGCCCUUCAAAUGCGACACCUGGGGGAAGGCAUUCAAGCCGGCCAGCCCUCUUGAGCACCACUCCAUACAUGGGGCGGGUGGUGUUUAGCCCUACAGCUGCUUGCUGUGCCCUUGCUGUUUCUGGGCCGAGGGCGAGUUGACCCAGCACAUCAAUGGACUAGGGGACCAUCCGUUCCAGUGCCCGCCUUGCCUGCUUCACUUUACAGAGCAGAACGCAUUACAGAAGCACACUCGGUGGAAGCAUCCAUGA